AAGAAGAAUGGAAAAAAAAAAUAGGUAUUUCUAUAUGUUCCACUCUCUCACUUGCGUUCCACAAAGGAGAAAACUACCCUCGGUAUAUAAGCCCGAGUGUCAUCCAACUACUGGCAUCAGUUCUUCAACUAACCAACUUCAGUCAACAUGAAUCUGUUCAUCGUCGCCGCUGUCUUGGCCGUUGCUGCCGCUGCUCCUUCCAGCUACUCCAAGGAUGCCGAGAUCGCCAUCGUGGCCCAAUCCGAUGUCCGCAACGUCGAUGGCAGUGGCGCAUGGAGUUAUGCCGGCUCUGACGGAACUACCCGUGAUGAAUCGUACGCUCAGAAGCAAUUGGCUGCCCAGUCUAGCUAUGGCAAAGACGCUUACGGCAAGGAAUACGAGUCCGGAGCUGGACACACCAAUAAAGGAGCUACCUAUUACAUUUCUCCUGAAGGACAAAAGAUUACGUUGACCUGGGUAGCUGACGAGAAUGGAUUCCAGCCCAAGGGUGACCACUUGCCCGUUGCUCCCGUUCACGUUUACGAACUCCCAGUUGCUCCCGCCCUUCCCUACGUCCGCAGCGGACCUGGAUUUUAAGAAUAGCAUUUAUCUCCAUUGCCUUCCAAAGAAACAAACCAGUCCCUCAUACUCUUGAAAUGUUUUUUUUUUUCUUUUCUUUCUCACUUACGUCGCAUAUGUCAAUGUGAUCUAAUAUAUUCUUUCCUGCGGUGUAAAUAUUAUACACGGUGUACCAAAAUACAAAUCAAAAAACAUAAA
Daphnia carinata is the source of this 756-nucleotide messenger RNA. RefSeq names its product cuticle protein CP14.6-like. Gene Ontology annotation, molecular function: structural constituent of chitin-based larval cuticle. The record is from RefSeq and is a predicted model, not a curated record. The transcript has 3 exons. Bases 148 to 576 code for a protein of 142 amino acids. Lineage: Eukaryota; Metazoa; Arthropoda; Branchiopoda; Diplostraca; Daphniidae. Gene Ontology annotation, cellular component: chitin-based extracellular matrix.